AAAAAAAAACAAUUAAACACCCACACUUAUUUUCUAUUUGUCUAAACAAAUAAAUUAUUAAUGCAUAACCAAUUAGUAUAUCUCUUAAAAAUUAAUAGUUUCAUCUCUUGAUCAACGCUGAUUUAUGUGUCAAUACACGUUACAUACGUGGGUGAUUUAUGGGUUAUGGCUGUGGAUGACGUAUGGACAUAUUUGGCAACAGCUGAUAUGGGCUAUGUAUAUACAUAUAUACCGUUAAACACCAACAGCUUGAAACGUGGUGAUAUCUAGCAACAGCAAGAAGGCAAAGAAAAAAAUAAUAAUGGGACGAUCAGUUUACGCUGGACAAAGUCUUCUCAAUUAUUUAAUCAGUUUAUCGGAUUCGGAUACUUAUACAGUUGGCCUCAUUCUCGGACAGAGCACGGAUCAACGGGAUUAUGUGAUCCAUUUAGCGAGAACUCCACCACCGGCUCCAAAAGAUGUCAUUGAAGAGACUCUCAUUGGUUCAACAACAAAUAUCCAACAGGAAUCACCGGUGAAAUUGACUAAAUCGGUUAAGGAUGUACCGAGUAGUUGGGUCGCCGAUCAUGCCUUACACGUUACAAGAAUGUUACCAGGAGGCAUGUGGGUCUUGGGAAUAUUCGUAGUUGGACCCAGUGAUUGUUUCAGUGAUAGCAGCGAUACGCAACAACUCAAGUCCAUUAUUUCCUCGCUCCACAAAAAUUUUGAGUCCAGUCCAUAUUUAUAUGGUAAUAAUCCUCGGGAGAGUCUUAUUCUCACAUUCAACAGUUUAACAAAAAAAUUCUCAUGUAAAUCAUUUGAUGUUAAAUUGAAUAAUUCAAUGAAGAAUGCUGACUGGAAAUUUCAAGACAAUAUCACCAAGUGGUAUCAGUUGGAGACUAGAGUGGAUCUUGAUCAAGUAUUUCCUGUUGUUGAUGGAGAGGAAUCGGAAACAUUGAAACAACAACUGCAGAAUAUCCUCAACGACAUGUCUGAUAUAAUAAAUUCCUCACUUGUUAUAAUUGAGGGUGAUAAAAGGCCUUCUGAUCAACUCAUUGAAAUCGUUGGAAAUAAAAAGAAAAAGGAGAGAAAAGAAUUGAAGAGCAAUGAAUCAGAUGAAUCAAUAAGUGAUAAAUCACUUCAAGCUACUAUUUAUGUUCCAUGUCCAAUGAAAUCGGAAAGGGAAUUAAGAGAAGUGAAUUGUGUCGCAUCGAUAAGACUUGUUGGCCAGAUAGGUAGUAGAACUUUUGUGCAUCAAAAAUCAACGAUAAUGGAGGCAACUGGUAUAAUUAAACAGGAUAUCAUGCGGUCGUUGGCCAGCCGAUUGGAGAUGCAUUGGGAUAGUUUGUUGGAAGAAGAAAAUGAAUUACCUGAAGAUAAUUUUACUCUUCAUGAACCUCCUAGGAGAGUACUUGUUGCCUUACCACAGAGUCGCAUAACAUUAUCUGAUUACUUGUUCCCUGGUGAAGGCCCCCAAGAGGCACUUAUAUCCCUUCAAGAGCUCCUGGAUCUUCAGGUCCAGGAGAGCAGUGUCCAGGAGGAAUUAGAAUUGCAAGUUGAUCCCUCAGAAUUUUACUGUCAAAAUGAAAUUAAUACUGAGCCAACUGAACAUGGAAAAUUGGUUAACAACAAUCAAUUUAUGGUAUACGUCUCUGGUCUGGCAGCGGCAAUAUUAUUCCUCAUUGCAGCUGUCAUCAUUCACUAUAUUUAUUAAAUGUCAAUUUGCCACUUUCGAUUGGCAAUUUUACGUUAAUCCCUUUAUGUUUAUCAUUUUUGAUAAUGCCCUCCUAUAUUUCAAGUACCUAUCAAUUUUGCCGGAAUAAGAAAUAAUGACAAAGAAAUUCCAAUUUUUCAACUCGCAUUUAUAUUAUAAUAAUAGUCUUUCUAAUUAUAUUAACAUAGUAUAAUAAUAGUAUAUACAUGUAGAGCCAUCUCCAAACUUAUGUACAAAAGGCGAAUUAAAAUUUUUGAUCAUUUCCAAUUAUUCUGUUCCUGCAAUUAUCAAUACGAUUUUCAUUUGAUGAACGGUAUCCAAAGUAUGUGAUUCACUCGCGAAUAUUUGAUCGAGAAAAAUUUACAAAUUAGAUUUAUACAUUAGUUAUCCCAGAAGAGAAUUGGUAAUUAAAAGUAUUGCAUGGAAACAAGAAAAUAAACAAACGAAUGAACUAAACGAUUUCAUAAUAAUUAUCAGGCAGUGGUUUUUAAUCGUAUUUGUCAGUUUCAUGUUCUCAUAUAUCUCUAUAUAAUUCUUCUCUCACGCACAUAUAUACAUACACAUAUAUGCGACCAUAUAUGCAUACAUAUAAAUAUCUAAAACAUUGAAAUGGUCUUCGCCUGUAUUAUAUUGUUAAAAAAUCUCACUCCUCUACUAGUCUUCAUGGUUAGACCUCUCAGAAAAUAUCUUGGAAGUUUGACGAUGAAUUUACAUUUUCAAGUGAUUAUUUACAUAAAUAUUUUUCUCUUCAUUCAAUAACACUGUACAAUAAACUUUUCCAUACAAUUAUAUUGCAGAAGAAAAACAACAAGUGGGUGGUCUCACUCUGCAAGAUAAUCUCUAUUCCGUUGUUAUCGCAAGUUAUCCACAACUAUUUUUUUUUUUCUCACCAUGGAAUUUCCAGAAUCACACAAGGGAGAGGAGUUCGAGCAAUUAACGCAUGCCAUAUGAAAUCAAUUCAGUUGUGCGCUAUUAUUACAAUAAUGCGUGUACGUGAUUGUAAUCAAGUGAUUUAUACUUGAAUCUCCAUCCACUCACCCGUAAACUACUCACAAAUCGCCUAAAGUGACAUUUCAUAUUUUUUCUCAACCAGGUAUUUUCACCAAACAGUACAAUACCAUAUAAAGAAAAUGAAAAAUAAAAAUAAAAUAUUACUAAA
This is a messenger RNA of Fopius arisanus, 2852 nucleotides long. RefSeq names its product protein odr-4 homolog. The record is from RefSeq and is a predicted model, not a curated record. NCBI's taxonomy places the organism in Eukaryota, Metazoa, Arthropoda, Insecta, Hymenoptera, Braconidae. Gene Ontology annotation, biological process: intracellular protein localization. Bases 302 to 1693 code for a protein of 463 amino acids. The transcript has 7 exons. Gene Ontology annotation, cellular component: endomembrane system.